This is a messenger RNA of Scatophagus argus, 1729 nucleotides long. Its product is annotated as kelch domain-containing protein 1-like. Gene Ontology annotation, molecular function: protein binding. Lineage: Eukaryota; Metazoa; Chordata; Actinopteri; Scatophagidae. The coding region runs from base 245 to 1465 and encodes 406 amino acids. The transcript has 13 exons. The record is from RefSeq and is a predicted model, not a curated record.
UGGAGCUCACAUAACAGCAGCUGAUGGGAGGAGUAAGUAAUGACAGCGAGCUUGUAAAACACGUUCCUGAAAGCGUCCGGUCCAGUCCAGUCGGAGCGGCGGCAGCAGCAGCAGCUGUGCUCCGCCUCGGCGCUCCUACCUGUUCGCUCCUACCUGUGCGCGUUUCCCUCUCAGGAAGCCGUUUUACUCGUUUUUAUUGCGGGGAGUCGCUGCUCAACAGGCGGAUAACCAGGAGAGUUUACGGAUGGAUGCUGCUGAGGGAGCCGCCCCGGGGAGCCGGCUGGAGAGGAGCGGCCACACGGCGUUCAUAGCAGACAACAACACGCUGUACGUGUGGGGAGGUUACCAGGUGGUUGCUGGAGAGGACGUCAUGUUGCCCAGCGAUGAGAUAUGGCUCUGCGAUUUGGAAAGCGGGACGUGGGAACGGAGGGAGAUCACCGGAGACAAACCACAAGACUUAUCAGGCUUCUGUGGCUCUCAUGUUAACAGCACGCUCUACAUCUUUGCAGGGUGCGACCCCCUUGGAUACACAAACCAGAUGUUCAGCGUCGACCUGACGGAGCAGCUCUACACGUGGAAGAGACUGACCGACACCAAGGGCACGACGCCGUCGCCGCGGAACAAGCACUCCUGCUGGGUGCACAGAGACAGAUUAAUUUACUUUGGUGGAUAUGGAUGUAAGACCAUCAGGGAGGUACGAAACACGUCAUCAUCGAGCUUCAUCGUUGAAGAGAUGUCCUGGACUGCAGUUGGAAAUGCGUUAUUCAGAUGCUGGGGCUGGAACAGUGAAGUCAAUGUUUUUGACACACAUACUGAUACGUGGAGCAUGCCGGAGACUCAGGGUCCUGUUCCCGCCCCCCGAGGCUGCCAUGCGAGUGCCCUUCUGGGGAACAAAGGUUACAUCUCCGGUGGUGUGGAAACAGCGGAAUUGGACCUGUUCUGCUUGGACCUGGAAACGUGGACCUGGACUCGAUUCUGCGACUCCUCGCAGUCCUGCACGCCUCUGGGCCGCUCCAUGUUCACCAUGACGCCCACGUCGGAUCACACGCUCUUCAUCUACGGAGGACUCGGCGCAGACGGAAAAACUCUGAACGAUGCCUGGCAGUUUAACACUCAAAAGAGAGAGUGGACCAAGAUGACGCACCCCCACCAGGACAAGCCCAGGGUGUGUCACUCGGCCUGUCUGGGAAGCGACAACGACGUUGUUGUCUUUGGGGGAAGCAGCAACAUGCGCAUCCUCAUGGAUUCGGUGGCUGUUCUGGUGGCUCCAUCGCAGCAUCACUGCAGAGACGUGUUCAUCUUUCAGACCCAGCCGUACUCCCUCUUCAGAUUGUGUGAGGACCUCAUAGGAAAAAACCCACAGCUGUUUGGAAAGCAGCUCAGCUGGCUGCCAUCGAAGCUACGUAGCAAAAUCGACAAGCGAGUGGCCUUUUUCUCUGCCGCGACGGCCGUUCUUACAGCUUGAAGAGGACGUUUUUAAGAUUCUGAGCCAAUCGGUUAUUAGACGACCGUCUUCUUCUUUCUUUUGUGUCUCUAUUGUCUUUUUGUGUGUUUAAUGAUUUAUUAAAAAAAAAAAACAUGCUAAAGUUUGUUUUAACUUAAACAUAAUUUAUAAAUAAAGUUGUUUUUGGCCUUAUUUUAAACACCUGGUUUAGAUUAGGUACAGUUUUACUCCUUGUAGUGAUGUGAUGUGCAAUCUGUUUUUGAAUAAAGGUAUCGACAUGUUGUA